Molecule: messenger RNA, 807 nt
Organism: Ipomoea triloba (trilobed morning glory)
Lineage: Eukaryota; Viridiplantae; Streptophyta; Magnoliopsida; Solanales; Convolvulaceae
Exons: 2
Coding region: 247-606 (119 amino acids)
Source: RefSeq, a predicted model, not a curated record
UGAGAGUAGAUGUAUAUGAGAUAAGGUGCAUUAAAUAAAGGCAAGGACAAAAGGCCAAACAGUAAAUUGAAUACCUCUGACCUCACAUGUUUCCUCAUACACCAGAUACCCUACAACCAACCUCUCAUGUUACCAACCAAAUUAAACACUCAAACAUCACAGCAUUUUAGGCACUCUGCAGAAGCUGAAAUUUGGAGGAUUUGAGUCCCCAAAAAAAAAAAAACAGUAGCUUAGGGAGAGGAGAAUAUGGAGAAGGCAGGAGAGGAGGGAGAGAGAGUUACAAUUACUUCCAUUAAUGAUCCAUGCAAGUGGUUGCAGGAGCUUAGUAGGGCUAUGCUUAAGUGCCUUGGUUUUGAAAUUUGUUCCGAUCAACCAUCUCCACCUGCACCCGCUGCUUCUUCUUCUUCUUCUCCGAGUUCAUUUUCCGGUGAAGAUCAUCACAAGUGUUCUUUCCAGCAGCUACCCAUUAUUCCCACAGAUAAUAAGGAUCCACCACCGCCUUCAACAACCGAUCCGCUGCAGCUUAUUGUUUCACUAAGUAGCAGACCACUGCGGCCAGGAUUAGGCAAUAGCGGAGAUCCUCAGACUAACGACACCUCUUCUUAAACCUAGCUAUUCCAUAAUAUACAUAUGAAGCUUAGCUUCUUCAUGGAUAUCUAACUGCACUUUUUUUUGUUUUUUGUUUUUUUGGGUUUCUCUUAUUAGUGUGUAUUGUGUUAAUUAAUGUAUGAAUAUGACUCACGCGCGGUUCUCUAUGUAUGUAUACAUAACGGGAACUGGGACAAAUAUAAAUAACUUUUUUUUUUU